GCAUGGAACGAGACGAGAAAGACGGCGGAGAAGUACAGCGACGAGCUCGUCGACCAGUGGAACAAGGAGAUCGACGGCCUCUUGACCUUUGACGGUCUGUUCUCCGCCGCUCUCACCGCAUUCAACACCAUCGCCUUCGCAAUGCUCCAGCCUCAACAAAGCGAUCAAACCAACGCGAUCCUGACCCAGGUCUCUGCGCAGCUGAAAAGCUUUGCGCUCAAUCCCUCCUUCGUCAACUCCACCGCCUUGGCGUUCGGGGACAUCGUGCCGACCCCCUUUCGUCCCGAGACCUGGGUCGUGUGGGUGAAUGCGCUCUGGUUCACUAGUCUCACCUUCAGCUUGUCGUCCGGGACGAUCGGAAUCAUGGUGAAGCAAUGGCUCAAAGAGUACAACACCGGGCUUUACGGGUUCUCCGCACCAAUCACACGACGUCGAAUCUACCGGCUCUCGAACCUCAACAAGGCGUACAUCCCUUUCAUCAUCUCGCUUGUGCCACUUCUCCUUAUCGUUGCCGUCAUUCUGUUCUUCGCCGGCCUCCUCGUCCUCCUCUUCCACUCCGACGUCCACGUCUUUGCCGCCACUGCAACGCUCGUUGGGAUGCUCCUGCUUUUCAUCAUCGCACAACGAUCAUUCCCUCGAUGCAUCCAUCGAUGUGUUACUUUUCGCCUCAAUCCAGGGCCUUCCAUUCUCUCUGGAGUGUCAUUCUCAGUUUCUACUCGCUCAUUUAUUGUUCAAUCAUACCUGCCCUCCGCUCUUUUUCUCGCACCCUCUACCAGAGCGAUUGGGGCUACCUUGAAACUGCUACCGUUGGGCGCAGACAGACCUUCCACGACUUUGCAUUAUCGCUGA
Molecule: messenger RNA, 849 nt
Organism: Epithele typhae
Lineage: Eukaryota; Fungi; Basidiomycota; Agaricomycetes; Polyporales; Epitheliaceae
Exons: 2
Source: RefSeq, a predicted model, not a curated record